AUGGCGGACAAUACCCAAACACAGCCUAAGCGCCAACGAGGCGAAGCCAUUGAAGAAGAAGAGGAAGCUUCUAAGCGCCAUAAAUACUCAUAUAAUCAUCUCAUGUCCAUUCUCGAGGAAGAAGAAGAAGAGGAUAAUGACAAGCCAGUUCAAGAUUUGUCCGCCAUUCUCACCGCCCUCCAGCAAGAGCUCUGCUCUCCUUCUUCUUCUUCUUCGCCGGCGAUGGCGGCCGGAGAAGCUGAGCCGCCGGCCGGCGUGACGGCGAGCUCCGAGGAGGACGAAAAUGGCGACAGAUUUAGCGUCAUAAGACACCUCCUUGAGGCGUCUGAUGACGAGCUCGGCAUUCCCGCCGGCGGUGGGGUGGACGGCGCCGGCGCCGGUGCCGGAGCCGGCGCGGAUUUGCCGGCGAUCUCUUUGAGUGAUGGGUUGUGGCAGCUUGAAGAUGAAUCUGCUAACUACUAUUCUUUGCUACACUCUCAACUUUUCAUGUAG
Messenger RNA from Ipomoea triloba (trilobed morning glory), 492 nucleotides. RefSeq lists its product as uncharacterized. The transcript has a single exon. The record is from RefSeq and is a predicted model, not a curated record. Lineage: Eukaryota; Viridiplantae; Streptophyta; Magnoliopsida; Solanales; Convolvulaceae. The coding region runs from base 1 to 492 and encodes 163 amino acids.